This is a messenger RNA of Triplophysa dalaica, 3002 nucleotides long. RefSeq names its product radial spoke head 10 homolog B (gene rsph10b). The record is from RefSeq and is a predicted model, not a curated record. NCBI's taxonomy places the organism in Eukaryota, Metazoa, Chordata, Actinopteri, Cypriniformes, Nemacheilidae. Bases 450 to 2762 code for a protein of 770 amino acids. The transcript is spliced from 19 exons.
CUGACAGUGGGGCGGAAAUGGCGUUGAGAGAGUCAAAAAGCCAAUGGGGGCUGGCUACAACCGAUGGGGCAAGUGGAGACAGACCCCUCUCCAUCUUCUUAACUUUAUGCAAAUAUCAAGUAACAAACGCCAGGUGGCAGCCAAUCGCCUUCAACAGUAGGCAAGCCAAGAUUAUGACGUAAGCUUUAUGACUGGUGCAGUCGUGGGCAUCUGUCUCUGCACUUUUAUUGGUUCUGUGUAGAUAUAUACAGCUUUCCUGUAGCUCAGUGGUAAGAGCAAGAUUGUGGGUUCGAUCCCAGGGGAUUGCAAAUACCUAUGUAUAAAUGUAUAGGAUAAUGCAAUAGUGCAGUGUAUACAUAUGCAGAGUUCCUUAGCAACCGAUGUCUUGUUGCUAUGUACGCUCCGCCGUUACUCCCGCGUGUUAGCUGGCCAGCUUAGUUUGAUUCGCUAUGGAUAAAGCUGACAGAAAGAAAAUAUAUGACAGAUCUGUACCAGAAUCAUCGUUUAAUAAAGACUUGAAACAGUCAUACGAGUCAGUGGAAGAGCACGAGGAUAGAGAAACGACACUGGAGACCUGCUCUGCGUCAAUACCACCCAAUAAAGAUCACACCCGCGAACUUUCCAUUUUUCAUCAUUUAAUCGUUGAAAGAUAUGAAGGUGAUAAGAGUGGAGAUGUGUUUCAUGGGGAAGGUGUCGCUUACUUUCAAGGUGGCCACGUAUACAAGGGUAGUUUUUCACACGGGUUAAUGCACGGGCAUGGUGAAUAUAUCUGGUCUGACGGUUUGAAGUAUCAGGGUGAUUUCAAAUCAAAUGUUCUCAUGGGGUGUGGGACUUACUCCUGGACAGAUGGCAGCACCUAUGAGGGUGAGGUACAUAAUGGUAUCCGCCAUGGUGUCGGGACCUACAAAUGUGCCAAAACCAAUACUGUGUACACGGGCCAGUGGUGUCUGGGCAAAAGAAAAGGAAAGGGAAUAAUGUACUAUAACCAAGCAUCAACGUCGUGGUACGAAGGAGACUGGAUAUACAACAGCAGAGAAGGCUGGGGAGUGCGUCAGUACCCAUCUGGAAAUGUAUAUGAGGGUCAGUGGAGUAACAAUGUUCAACACGGAGAAGGAAAAAUGAAAUGGAUUCAGUUGAAUCAGCAAUACAGUGGACAGUGGGUGAACGGUAUACAGGAUGGAAACGGGACGUACACAUGGUUCCGUAAAAGAGUUCCUUGCUCACUGUACCCUUGUAUGAACGAGUACAGCGGGGAAUUUGUUCAGAGAAUGCGCCACGGUCGAGGAAAGUUCUCAUAUGCCAGUGGGGCUGUUUAUAGCGGCGAGUGGAGACAUGAUAAAAAACACAGACGGGGGAAAUACACUUUUGAGGAUGGACGCAUAUAUGAAGGAGAGUUUGCUAAGGACUGCAUUGUGGAUUUUCCAGCUUUCACUCCUGGCAUGAGUACCCCGAGCACUCCUUACCCAGAUGAUAGUGACUUACCCAAGAGACUUUUACAGUCAAGCAGUAGUUCCUCACUACUUGGACCUGACAUGACUUUGAACAUCCAGACCCUGUUAAACAGACUCCCUGAGACUCACAGAGAUCAAGAGCUCAGACAGGUGGAAUUUGCUGUGUUAAGACACAUUGGUUUGCUGAGGGAAAUAUACAGCUUUUACAGCAGCCUUGGACAUGAGCAGACUCCAGAAAAAACAUUCCCGCUCACUCAGCUGCAGUUCUUACGCUUCCUCAAGGACUGUAAAGGUCACCCGCAUGGGAUGACUCUUGCGCAAAUAGAUCGUCUCAUCAAGGAAGAACUGGAUGGAGUCGGUUCUCCUUUUACCACCAUUCUUCCAAGAGAGUGCAUCAGCUAUAUUAUCAUCACAGCAUAUCAUAUCUAUUGCAAAGAUAUUGAGUCCUCUAAAAAUCUACUGGAAGCAUGUUUUUCAAAGCUCCUGAGGCAGAACAUCAUUCCCAAUGCAAAGAAUGUGAAAGGGCCUCUAUUUAGAUAUCCGGUCCAUUCUGUUGUUGCUUGUUACUACACAGAAAGAUGCUGGAACAUUUACCAGGCCUUAUGUAAAGCAAACUCAGCCCAAAUAUUGACUGUAAGGCAGUUUAUUUUGAUGCUCAAGGAUCUCUGUAUAUAUGACGAUGAGCUGACUGCAUCUAAAGUACUAGAAAUAGUCUCUGUUGAAGAUCUUGCCAUCUAUGAUGGAACCCACAGCAACUUAGAACUAGAGAUGACUUUUCUAGAGUUCUUUGAGGCUCUGCUAGGCUGUGCUGAGGUUAAAGGCAAGAAAACCCAAACUGCUGAGAACGGCUCUGACACAGAUCAUCAGUACCAAACCGUGGUCCCAUCACAUGAAAUGGCUCAGUUAUCCAGAUGUGAGAGGCCGGAGCAAAGACUAAAUCUGGCACUUGCCUCCAAAGAGGCUGCUGAAUGCACUGUAGGUGAGGUAGAUCUGGAGGGCCGGAUACAGAAAACCAAACAGUUCCUGUCUCAGACAUUCAUUCCUGCAUACGAGCACAGCGUGAAGGUGAAGGAGCUGAUGAAAGAGGAGAGACUCAAGCUGAAAGAAAGAAACGGGAUUUCUCUUGCAAAGUCAGCAAGACAAAAGGAGCAGUGUGAGGCAGAGGAGGGACAAAAAGAUGAUGAUGGAGACAAAAGUCCAGACCAUUAUGACUCACCGCCAUUGCCUCCUCCUCCCAUGAACCCAUUGAACUCCACAACGUCUGUGGUUUCCAAGGAGUCACCCAUCAGCCAGAGGAUGAAAAAGCAGUAAACUCACAGAAUACAAUUCAAUUGUAUACAUGAAUGAUUUAAUUGGUUUUAAACAAACAAACGGUUCACUUAUUUAAAAGCCUUUAAAAAACUGAAUAUAUUUUCUUGGGGCAGAACUGCAUAGAAAUAUAGCUUGAUCCGAAUGGUAUUAUAAAGUACAAAAUAUAUGAGUAGCAAAACACUUUAGUAUCACAUGAAUCUAAUUUCCUAACAAAAAAAUAAAACAAUCAGACAACUUUGA